AUGUCAUUUGACAUUCAAAAAUAAAAAAAAACUCAAGACAAUAAAAUAACAAUGGUUAAUGAAAUGGUCUUUCUAAAUAUGACUAUUUAAUCACCUGUCAAAAUAACACCAUUAUUAAAAAAAUAAAAAACUAGAAAACAAUACAAAAGAGCUGCAACUAUCAUUGAUGAUGAUGAUUUUUAUAAAGGACCAUUUGAGGACAGUAGAGUAACAAGAAUGAUCUUUGAGAAAUAUAGAAUAGUUGAAUUAACUCGAUUCUGGUUUAUAAUUGCAUGUAUGGUGCUAACGAUUUUAGAAGUAUAAAUGUUUUGAAUUAGUAUGAAUAUAGUUUUUCAACAUUCCUUACGAAGACAAUGGAAUUGGAAUUGAAUGUCCUUUUGUAUCUAAUAUUCUAUAUGUCAAUAAUCAUUAUUUUGCUUACAAUUAUAGCUUACCUAAUAGAACUUGAAUAUAGAAAAUGUUCUAAAAUUAUUUCCAAUAAAGCAUCACUUAUAUAAACUAACUUAAUAUGGGGAUUAUUAAGUGAAAUUAUAAUUAUAAUUCCAACAUCAAAUCCUUUUACUAAAGGUUAUUAUGUUGAUUUUGAAUAGAGAGGAACUGCAGAAAGUAGAUUUUAUAUGGUAAAUGAAAUUCUAACUUAUAUCAUGUUUUUCAGACUCUAUUUACUUCUGAAUAUAGGGUUUAAAUUUUAGACUUAUUAUUCAAAUCGAAUAGGAAGAGUAUGGUAUAAAAUUGAUAAUAAUUUAUAUAGUCGUUUAUAUUAGACUCGUUUUGGAACUCAUCUGAUGUUGAAAUUAUGUAUACGUUAAUUCCCUUUUUAUACUUUAACUUGGUUAUUUAUUGUUGGGUUUAUACAAUACACUUAUUAAUUAGAGAUAUCAGAAAGACCACUCUUAAGAACAUUUGAUUCUUUAGAUAAUUAUGGCUUAACCAAAAGUUUAUGGGUUACUAUGAUAACAGUAGCAACAGUAGGUUAUGGAGAUUUCUUUCCUUAUACUGAUUUAGGUAGAAUAGCCAUGACAUUAGGAUUAUUUUAUGGUGUUACCAUAACAUCAUUAUUUACAGCUAUUCUAUACAAUAUGUUAUAAGCAACAUCUGGAGAGUAUCAAUCUUGGGCUUUAUUGGACAAAGCAACAAUAACAAAGAAUAUAAAAAAAGCAAGUUCAAGAAUAUUUUUUUAUUUAAAUGAGUUAAGAAAAGGAAAGAAAUUAUAAAAAGCUGAAGUGUUGAAUAAUAAUUUAGAGGAAACAUUAUUUAAUUUAGAAAGAUUUCUAUAAGAUGUAGGAAUGUUGAAAAGGUAUUAAAUUAUUUAAUCACUCAAUAGAAUGCAUAGAGAUAUUGAUGGAGAAGAAUUCUAAGAAAUGAUUAAACGAAAAUUUGGGGAUGCUAAUUGUAAAUUCAAAGAGAUUAAAUAACAAAUAUAUAAAUUUAGUGAAUAAUAAAUUUUAAUUCAGACUCACCUAUCUAAACUAUUAUAAAAUUCAAUAUUGGAAAAAGAAUAGAAUUAAAUGCAAUAGAUAUAAUUUUCAUCUAUUUCUCAAUAGAUUAGUAAGAAAAAAAUAAGUACAGAAGAGAAACUUAGCAAAGAUGAUGAAUUUUUCAAUAAUUUAGAUGAUUCACAAAGAGAUUCAUGUUUAAUGAGUUUCCAUGAUUGA
Messenger RNA from Paramecium pentaurelia, 1655 nucleotides. NCBI's taxonomy places the organism in Eukaryota, Ciliophora, Oligohymenophorea, Peniculida, Parameciidae. The record is from the annotation of a GenBank genome assembly.